UUUUCGAUUUAAUUUGUUCUUUUUCUCGACACACUGGAGCAGAGCAGAGCACCACAACGGCUUACUUGCUCUUCGCGGUGAGUCUCUUAGUUUAAUCAGUGAGAUCAUGCAUAGGCUCGUUCCUCGAUCUGGGUAUCCUAAUUCCACCGAGUUGUUGCGAAAGUCGCGAGCUUUAACUGCAAAUUCGAGGACUUUAGCUGUAAACAGGAGUAGAUACGUCAGCAACGAAGCAGCAAGAGUGUCGACAGAGUACGAUGUUCUUGAGAAAGGAGCUGAAGUAGGAUCACACAUCAUACCCGUGGCACUUGAUAAGAUUCUCCCACAUUGGAGACAAGAACAGAGCUGCGUUGGAGAUAGAGGAGAUAACGAUGUCUACUUGUGCAACAGUCACAUCAAUGCUUAUUUCGAGAAGGGAGAUUCAGUCUCUGCGCGUAACCUGUUCGACGAAAUGCCUCAGAGGAACUCUGUCACAUGGGCAUGCGUUGUUUCAGGGUAUAACCGUAACGGACAACAUAAGGAAGCCCUAUUGCUCUUAAGAAACAUGAUCAGAGAAGGAGUUUUCUCGAACCCAUACGCUUUCGCUAGUGCCCUUAAGGCUUGCCAGGAGUUAGAAGAUUCUGUUGGGAAGCUUUUCGGGAGACAGCUUCACGGCCUAAUGUUCAAACUCUCAUAUGCAUUCAAUGCUGUAGCUUCGAAUGUCCUCAUAUCAAUGUACUGGAAAUGCAUAAAGUCUCUUACUUCUGCUCUUCGUGCUUUCGAUGACAUUGGAGUUAAAAACUCUGUAUCGUGGAACUCGAUUAUAUCUGUUUAUUCAGGGGCUGGGGAUUUGAGAUCUGCGUUUAAGAUGUUAUCUAUCAUGCAGUGUGGUGAUUCUAGACCAACCGAGUACACUUUCGGUACUCUUGUAACUGCUGCUUGUUCUCUCACUGAUGUUAGUUUGCUCAAGCAGAUCAUGUGCGCUAUUCAAAAAUCUGGUUUUCUCUCUGAUCUUUUCGUUGGUAGUGGAUUGGUGUCUGCGUUUGCAAAGGCUGGUGAAUUGAGUAACGCUAGGGAGGUUUUUAAUCAGAUGGAAACGAGAAACGCUGUGACCUUGAACGGGUUAAUGGUUGGUCUUGUGAGGCAGAAACGUGGAGAGGAAGCAAGUAAGCUCUUUAUGGAUAUGAAAGGCGUUACUGAUGUUAGUCCUGAGUCAUACGUGAAUCUCCUGAGCUCGUUUCCUGAGUAUUAUCUAGCUGAGGAAGUAGGUCUGAGAAAAGGCAGAGAGGUUCAUGGACAUGUGAUCACAACCGGCUUAGUUGAUUCCAUGGUCGGGAUAGGAAACGGCCUUGUUAAUAUGUAUGCUAAGUGCGGGUCAAUAGAUGACGCCAGACGUGUGUUCCGUUUCAUGAUGGAGAAAGAUUCCGUCUCCUGGAACUCCAUGAUCACUGGUCUUGACCAAAACGGCUGUUUUCAAGAAGCUUUGGAGCGCUACCAAAGCAUGAGACGACAUGGAAUCUCGCCUGGAAGUUUCGCACUGAUUAGUUCACUGAGCUCAUGCGCUAGCUUGAAGUGGGGUAGAGCAGGACAACAGAUUCAUGGAGAAAGCCUCAGAUUGGGGCUUGAUUUCAAUGUUUCGGUUUCAAACGCCCUUAUCACGCUGUACGCAGAGACAGGCUAUGUCAAUGAAUGUCGUAGAAUAUUCUCCUUCAUGCCAGAGCAUGAUCAGGUCUCUUGGAAUGCCAUGAUAGGUGCUUUAGCUAGCUCAGAAGGUUCACUACCUGAAGCCGUGUCAUGUUUCAUGAACGCGCUACGAGCGGGACAGAAACUCAACAGAAUAACCUUCUCAAGCGUUCUCUCAGCUGUCUCAUCCCUCUCAUUCGGUGAGCUCGGCAAGCAGAUACACGCGCUAGCUUUAAAGUACAGUAUCACAGACGAAGCAACCAUUGAGAACGCGCUUAUAGCUUGUUAUGGCAAGUGUGAGGAGAUGGAGGAGUGCGAGAAGAUAUUCUCUAGAAUGUCGGAGAGAAGAGAUGAUGUAACUUGGAACUCGAUGAUCUCUGGUUAUAUACAUAAUGAUCUCCUCCCCAAGGCCUUGGACUUGGUUUGUUUUAUGCUGCAGAGAGGUCAGAGAUUGGAUAACUUCAUGUACGCGACGGUUCUCAGCGCGUUUGCUUCGGUUGCGACGCUGGAGCGUGGCAUGGAAGUGCACGCUUGCUCGGUGAGAGCUUGUUUGGAAUCCGACGUGGUGGUUGGGAGUGCGCUCGUCGACAUGUAUUCCAAAUGCGGAAGACUAGAUUACGCUUUGAGGUUCUUCAACGCAAUGCCUGUGAAGAAUUCGUAUUCUUGGAACUCGAUGAUCUCUGGCUACGCACGACAUGGGGAAGGAGAAGAAGCUUUGAAGCUUUUUGAGGAUAUGAAGCUCGAUGGACAAACACCACCUGAUCACGUUACGUUCGUGGGAGUGUUGUCGGCUUGUAGCCACGCUGGUUUGGUUAAAGAAGGGUUUAAACAUUUUGAGUCCAUGAGUGAUUGUUAUGGCUUGGCACCUAGGAUUGAGCAUUUCUCAUGUAUGGCUGACUUGCUAGGCCGUGCGGGUGAGUUAGAUGAGUUGGAAGAGUUCAUCGAUAAGAUGCCGAUGAAGCCUAAUGUACUCAUAUGGAGAACUGUGCUCGGCGCUUGUUGCAGAGCAAACGGUCGUAAAGCAGAGCUAGGGAGGAAAGCAGCAGAGAUGCUGUUUCAACUAGAGCCAGAGAACGCUGUAAACUAUGUGCUGCUUGGUAACAUGUAUGCAUCUGGAGGAAGAUGGGAGGAUUUAGUAAUUGCGAGGAAGAAGAUGAAAGAUGCAGAGGUGAAGAAGGAAGCUGGUUACAGUUGGGUCACCAUGAAAGAUGGAGUUCAUAUGUUUGCCGCUGGGGAUAAGUCACACGCAGACGCGGAUUUGAUCUAUGAGAAGCUCAAGGAGCUUAAUAGGAAGAUGAGGGAUGCAGGUUAUGUGCCGCAGACGGGAUUCGCUUUGUAUGAUCUAGAGCAGGAGAACAAGGAAGAGAUUCUGAGCUAUCACAGUGAGAAGCUCGCUGUAGCUUUUGUUCUCAUGACGCAGAGGAACUCUACGCUGCCUAUUAGAAUAAUGAAGAAUCUUAGAGUUUGCGGUGAUUGCCACUCUGCUUUCAAGUAUAUAUCGGAGAUCGAAGGGAGACAGAUUGUUCUAAGAGAUUCAAACAGGUUUCAUCAUUUUCAAGACGGUGAAUGUUCAUGUAAAGACUUCUGGUGAUUGCGUGAGUCUCAAAGGUGAUUUCACUUGGAUUCAGCGCUUAUUCACUCAAAACUAUUGUUCUUUCUGCUUCUGGAAAGCGAAGUUGAGAUGCAUCAAAUAAGCAAGAUGUGGGAAGGAGCUCAUAAGAUGAUGUUUAGACCAAUCAUGACCAUGGAUCCAUGAUCAAUCAUCUCAUUUGCGCUUGUGGGAUCCCAAUAUUCCAGAAAAGGUAUGUCGAAGAUGAGGAAAGUAAGCUAUAUUUUGAAGGCAUGUGACGAUCCACAGCAGAGUAUAGAGUGGACAAUGCCUGAAAGUGGUGGAUGCUUUACGUGUAGUCCCCAAGAUUCACUUAUGGUAGUCAACAAAACCAUAUUUUUCAUCAUAAAACUGUAUGUAAGCAAUAGUGUCUUCGUUUGUU
Messenger RNA from Brassica oleracea var. oleracea, 3650 nucleotides. RefSeq names its product putative pentatricopeptide repeat-containing protein At5g09950. The record is from RefSeq and is a predicted model, not a curated record. Gene Ontology annotation, biological process: RNA modification. Lineage: Eukaryota; Viridiplantae; Streptophyta; Magnoliopsida; Brassicales; Brassicaceae. The transcript has 6 exons. Gene Ontology annotation, molecular function: zinc ion binding; RNA binding; protein binding. Bases 107 to 3250 code for a protein of 1047 amino acids.